UUGUGUACUUCAGCUGACAACAUGUUUUGGGAAUUACUGCUAGGCUUGAUUGCCUUGCUCUUCAUAUGGGAUUAUUUCAAUAAAAAACAUCGCAGUGAAGUAUUGGAUAAAUCGGGUAUACCAGGACCUAAAACUUUGCCCAUACUGGGCAAUGCCUUGGAUAUUAAACAUGUGAAUAGUGAUAAUGUCAUUGAGUUUGCUCGUGAUUAUAAAAGAAAAUAUGGUAAAAUUUAUCGCAUUUGGGUGCUGCAUCAAGUGAGUGUGGUUAUUUUGGAUCCUAAGUACUUGGAAAUUGUUUUGAGCAGCCAACAAAUGAUUAAGAAAAGUAGUUUAUAUGAUUUUCUGGUGGGUUGGUUGGGUCGUGGUCUGCUGUUGAGUUGGGGCAAGAAAUGGCAUUCGAGACGUAAGAUUAUAACACCCACCUUCCAUUUCAAAAUUCUUGAACAAUUUGUGGAGAUUUUCGAUCAGCAAAGUGCUGUGAUGGCGAAGAAAUUGUAUGAGAAGGCUGAUGGUAAAACUGCAAUUGAUAUAUUUCCGGUGGUGUGUUUGUGUGCUUUGGAUAUUAUAGCGGAAACUGCCAUGGGUGUUAAAGUAAAUGCCCAGGAACAGCCUGGCCUAGAAUAUGCCCAAGCCAUAACAACUGUGGCCCGCAUAAUGGCGAAUCGUUUUAUUAAGCCUCUGCAAAGAACUGAUGUCCUAUUCCGUUUAACAGCCCCCAAGCAAUAUCAAGAAUCUCAGCGUUGCAUUAAAGUCUUGCAUAAAUUCACCACAGAUGUUAUAGAACAAAGGCGUGCGGCUCUCGAGCAAUCGCUAAAAGAUGGCUCUUUGAAAACUGAAACUGAGGAUUCCGAAUUAAAUACCAAAAAACGCAUGGCCUUAUUAGAUGUUUUAUUGCAAUCCUCUGUGAAUGGUGUGCCUUUGACCAAUGAGGAUAUACGCGAAGAAGUUGAUACUUUUAUGUUUGAGGGACAUGAUACCACUACUAGUGGCAUAUCAUUUGCCUUGUAUUUAAUAGCCCGCCAUCCGGAGGUCCAAGUGAAACUAGUGGAGGAGAUUAAACAAGUUCUGGGUACCGACAAAAAUAAACCGGUUACAUAUCGUGAGCUACAAGAUCUGAAAUAUAUGGAAUGUGCUAUAAAGGAAAGUCAAAGAUUAUAUCCUUCAGUGCCUGCCAUAGGCAGGGAAAUAACCGAGGAUAUAACAGUGGGCGACAUUGCCAUACCCGCUAAAACUAAUCUCAGUUUAUCUCUAUUUAUGGUUUUACGUGAUCCCGAUUACUUCUCAAAUCCCGAUGACUUUAAACCCGAACGUUUUGAGAGCGAAAGCGAUGAGAAAAUCAAUCCCUUUGCCUAUACUCCCUUCUCGGCGGGACCACGCAACUGUAUUGGCCAAAAGUUUGCCAUGCUGGAAAUGAAGAGUACUUUAUCGAAAAUGUUGCGUCAUUUUGAAUUAUUACCGCUGGGACCAGAUGUUAAACCGGUAAUUAAUCUAAUUUUACGUUCCACAACUGGUAUACAUGUUGGACUUAGACCUCGAGAUUUGUAAAAGGCUGAUA
Molecule: messenger RNA, 1555 nt
Organism: Calliphora vicina (urban bluebottle blowfly)
Lineage: Eukaryota; Metazoa; Arthropoda; Insecta; Diptera; Calliphoridae
Product: cytochrome P450 4d2-like
Exons: 6
Coding region: 22-1545 (507 amino acids)
Molecular function (GO): iron ion binding; oxidoreductase activity, acting on paired donors, with incorporation or reduction of molecular oxygen; monooxygenase activity
Source: RefSeq, a predicted model, not a curated record